UAAAAUGUCCUCAUGGGUCAAAGCAACCACAGAUCAAGCACAAACACCUGAUCCUGAAAAAAGGCAGAGACCAGGAUGGAUUCCUCGACUUCUGGACAUAAAUCCAUAUAAAUCCAUUCAGAAGAGCUCUUACUCUCCCCCGGACGGUUAUUCAAAGGACUAUGAAGAUGGCAACAGCUUUGAAGAGCUCUUUGGGCAGCAGUAUCAUCCAUCAACAGAGAGUGAAGAUAAUUAUGAGAGAUAUCAAUACUCCCAGAAAGAGGACGGCUACACCAAGGAUGUUCAUCGCGAUAAGUUGUACUUGCAGUUUUACCAGCAGAUAGAGAAGGAAUAUAACAGAGACAGACCUUCAGACUGCGUCAUCGUUUCCAUCAGCAAGGAUCAAGCGGAAUAUUCAACAGCCAUAGGCCAUCGGUUGCAGGAUCAUGGCCUUGUGGUGGAAAUGAUAUACCUUACUUCUGAAUCAGGUCUUACACGUGCCCUCCAAGAAGUUAAAAAUGAUGGUUCCCCAUUUUGUGUUCUUGUUGAACCAUCUAAUGUAGCACUUUCCUCAUGCACCGUAAUCAUGCUUCAUCAGACUAUCAAAAUACACCGUAAUAUGCCCAUGGAGGAUGCCCUGGCUCUGAUAGCUAAAGAGUUUGAGAAAAUUUUUGCUGAGCAUGAACAACAGCAGCGCACAGAGAUUUCCCACAGAGCAGCUGAUCUGGCGGAUGACUACCUAGAGCGACAGCUCUAUGAGAGUUACCAUGUGCCUCUAGGCAUUAGACACCUCCUCUUUCUGUUAAGUGAGGGAAAACAUUUAUAUGUGGAAGAAUUGAACUCAAUAAGUGACUACCUGAAGACCAGGAGAAAUAAGCUUGAAGGCUUUGUUGCAGAAACCAAUGCUUUAGCGGCUGCGGGUGAAGAUGCUGUGUAUCCAAGCGUCAGGCCAAGUAGUAGCACUCUCCCCCAGACGCUGAGCAAACCACCACCACUCCUACCGACCCCUGGCCGAACUCCCGUAUUAGGCCAGUCUGCUGUACCUUCACCUAAACCAGCUUUGUUGGGUGAAAGACCGUUGGGGGCCCUUCUUCCCACUCCAGCAUCGUUGGCUGGCCCAAAGGGCAAGCCUCCGCCCCUUCUUAUAAAGACUGUCAAAAGACCAAUCCACCUAGCUCCGUCUCCACAUCUGCCCGCAAAGCGGCCGUUGCUUGGGGGCAGACCUGGCCUGCUGCCUACACCAGCUGCUCAGUCAAGAUCCGCCCAGCAUCACUGGGUUCCUAAACCGAAGUUCCUGACUUGAGAGAACGCCUGAACUAAUAAUGAAAUAAAUAAAUAGUUGUCCUAGAUGGCUGCAGUUCUCUUCUAAGAUAAGCAGAGUUUGACAAAUGUAUGUUACCACUCCUGGCAACUUUAAAUGCGUACCAUUUUCUGUUGUACACAUUCCUGAGAACAACUUUUUUUUUUUUUUUUUUUUUUUA
Molecule: messenger RNA, 1460 nt
Organism: Python bivittatus (Burmese python)
Lineage: Eukaryota; Metazoa; Chordata; Lepidosauria; Squamata; Pythonidae
Source: RefSeq, a predicted model, not a curated record